Molecule: messenger RNA, 844 nt
Organism: Xiphophorus hellerii (green swordtail)
Lineage: Eukaryota; Metazoa; Chordata; Actinopteri; Cyprinodontiformes; Poeciliidae
Gene: ndufb9
Product: NADH:ubiquinone oxidoreductase subunit B9
Exons: 4
Coding region: 63-590 (175 amino acids)
Biological process (GO): mitochondrial electron transport, NADH to ubiquinone
Cellular component (GO): respiratory chain complex I
Source: RefSeq, a predicted model, not a curated record
AAGGCACAAAAUCCCAGAAUCCAACGCGCUGUUCUGUGGGAAGGUGACAGCGGACGGCGAAAAUGGCGUCUGCUUUUCUUACUCACCAGCAGAAAGUGAUGAGACUUUACAAGAAGUCUUUAAGGCACCUCGAAUCAUGGUGUGUAUUUAGAGACAAAUACCGUUUCUAUGCCUGCAUUCUCCGGGCUCGCUUUGACGAGAACAAGAAUGAAAAGGACAUGGUGAAGGCCACUAUGAUGCUAAAGGCAGGCGAGGAGGAGUUCUGGGCUAACCAACAUCCCCAGCCUUACAUCUUCCCUGACUCUCCUGGAGGAACCUCCUAUGAAAGAUAUGAAUGCUACAAGGUGCCAGAAUGGGUGCUGGACCAUUGGCACCCCUCAGAAAAGGCCAUGUACCCUGACUACUUCUCCAAGAGGGAGCAGUGGAAGAAGCUCAGACUGCAGAGCUGGGAUAGAGAGGUUGCUCAGCUGGAAGCCGAAACUCCAGCUGGUGGCCCCAGGACCGAAGCUCUGCCUCCUGCCCGCAAGGAGGGUGACCUCCCCCCUCUGUGGUGGCAGUUUGUCACCCGCCCACGAGAGCGUCCCACAUAAACACCUCACCUCUCCUGAGAUUAGUCAGUCUGGCUAUCUGAGGGAAAACCUGCCCAAACACACAAUGAGAACACCAAGACUGACUGACCUCCUGGUACAAUCUGUCUGAAGAGUCAUGCCUGAUGGAGUUCACCUUUACAGGCUGCACCACUAAGUUAACAACCUGUCUGAAUUCACAGUUUAUGACUCUGAAAAGUUCUGUAGAUGUUCAAAUUAAUACCUGUAAUUAAUAAAGAAAUGUAUAAUCAGUUUUA